AAUUGUCAUCUUGUUGAUUUUUUGGGCUGUCAAUAACUUCUGUCAUGAGUGUCAGUGUAGAACAAAAUAAGUAAAGGAAAUCGAGUCCUAAUUUAUAUUAAUCUAACUAAUUGUUGUCAUUGAUAAAUAUAUUAAAAGAUAUAUAUCACAAUGUCCAUUUCUCCGUUUUUGCGUAGUCCUUUCACCGACCUUACAGGUGGAUUGGUCUCCCAUCAAUUGCUUGAUCGUUGCAUGGUGCAGGAAGGUCGUUACUUUGAAUGCUUGGAAGCCUAUGGUUUAGACCGAGGCAUUAAGAAGUGCCAACAUCUAUACAGUGAUUACCAUGAAUGUCAGACUUUGACAAAACAAUACAAGAGAUUUUUGGCCAUGCGAAGUGAGAGAGACAAACAGAUAGCUGAGGGCAAGCUGAAGGGAGACCAGAAAUAUGUCUCACCCAGAGUGGACAGUUACUAAAUUGCUGUAGCUAUACACAUAAAUGAAAUGAUACAUAGUUGUUUUAAGUAAAUCGGUUAUUAAUAA
Molecule: messenger RNA, 519 nt
Organism: Plodia interpunctella (Indianmeal moth)
Lineage: Eukaryota; Metazoa; Arthropoda; Insecta; Lepidoptera; Pyralidae
Gene: ND-15
Product: NADH dehydrogenase (ubiquinone) 15 kDa subunit
Exons: 3
Coding region: 151-453 (100 amino acids)
Source: RefSeq, a predicted model, not a curated record